Molecule: messenger RNA, 1290 nt
Organism: Toxoplasma gondii ME49
Lineage: Eukaryota; Apicomplexa; Conoidasida; Eucoccidiorida; Sarcocystidae
Exons: 1
Coding region: 358-1047 (229 amino acids)
Source: RefSeq, a predicted model, not a curated record
CCUGAAGACACAGUCGUCUGCUACAGUACGCUGACAGACAACGCAGCGUUCGUUCCACCCCUCAGCGACUCGACCACAGAACCUUAAAGGCAACGAAAACAUGAGUGUCUUGGGUCUACAAGUAUCAAUAGUAAAUUCCUUCUGGCUGGGAACGACUUUCCCCACCUUGAACGAAGCGUUAUCGCGUUUCUGCAUGUGUCGUGAUGCUGAGUCGUGUUUACCCCGAGGCCGCAUGUCUUGAACCCCAAUCUAGUUCAGCUUUGUAUUUCGCUGAGAUCCCUUUUUUCUUACCGUGUUGGCGCUCAGCGUGAGUAUGCCUAAGUAGGCAUUCGGUGCCCAGUCAGUCAUUCUAUUAAAAUGGCUGGAAAGCGCGUACGUGGGGCCGUGUGCCUCGGCUGCAUCGCCGCCUUGGCGACUAGUUGUGAAGCAGCUUUCCAGGGCACCAGCAUAUCGUCGAACUUUUUUGGCACUCCCUUCCCUGAUCCGCUGCAGUAUUUCCUCCGGGCAAACCACUUUCUUUCGCCGGCUUCCAUUGCUGAUCCUUUUGGAUUCCUGUCUCGGGCCACCCCGAGCGACAUGUUUCGAGCACUCACAGAAAACUACAGGAUGGCUACGGCUAUGCCAGAGCAAUUUGUCCGGGCGGCAGCUGAUGCCGCGGCUCUGUUGACGAUGCAGCAAUAUGAGCACGUCCAAGGUAAAGAGCAGCCUGUUGGUUCACAUGAAAGUACAUCGUUUGCUUCAACACCAUCUCGCGGUUUCUUUAUUCCUGGGAUGCCGUUCUAUCCGGCGAACUGGAUGCCGGCUAAAUCAAUGUUUCCGCUCGCUGAAAACCCUAACGACUGGUUCAUGAACUUCCUUUUUGUUCUAUGGGCUGCCCACCACCCAACGGAAACGGCGCACUAUGUGAAGCUCGCGAAGAGUAGCAAAUAUCCUGGCUGGGACCACGCGCUUGAUGAAUCAGGUUCCCUUUCGGGAUCCCAGGAGAGUGUCAGUUACGAGAAUCAGUUCACGCGACACCAGAAGACCUCACAACCUGCGACCCAUUGAGAAUGUGCCCACUGGCGAAACUGGAGCCACUGUAGAGGAAAGACUGUGAACGGAUAUUUGCUGUUUCAUCCUACAUAUAGCGAUUGCGUGAACGUCAGUAUGGUAUAAGGCGUAGCAGUGCAGUGGCUGACUCAAGUGGUCUAAAAAGCAAGAGCCUGCAUUCUAUGACGGUCUCUCAACCUGACUCUCAAAUGGUUAUGCUAAACGGAUGUAAACCGUUUCCUAACUACCCUGCUGCUACUC